CGGCGUUGCGCAAUGCUAACCACUUUAUAAUUUGGGGCUAAAAAUAAUUUUUUUUUUGGAAAUUUGAUCCUUUUUAUAUAUUUUAACGCGUAAAAACAACUUUUGUUGCGAAAUUUUGGGUUUGUAGAAAACACAAAGAGCUGUAGUUGACAUGAAUGUGGCAAGAAGCACAACAAAAAAUAAUCUUAAAACACUUCUCGCAAGCUUUUACUACCAGCGAGUUCUUCCUUGCGUUGCAAUGCGGCACAUUCGAGUAUCAUGGGUUCACAGAAACAUCAAAGAUGUAAAAGUUAUUGAUAAUCAUAUCACUCGGGUGACUUGGGAUGAUAACGAAACCUGUGAUUAUCCACAUAUAUUCCUCAGAGAUAACUGCCAAUGUUCCACUUGUUUUCAUCCUUAUUCAAAACAAAGAUUACUCGAUACCGUAAAAAACAUCAACGACAACGAAUCCACUGGAGAUGUUUCCGUCACAUGGCCUGAUAAACACGUCAGCUUGUUUUCAAGUAAGUGGUUAAAGGAAAGAAAAUUCCCGAAGGAAGGGGACAAGAUAUCUUCCACCGUAUUCAAAAACAUUCGUACGAUAAAAUGGACAUCACAGUAUAUGAAAGAAAAUAUGCCUUACAUAAGUUAUCAAGAUCUGAUGAAAGACGACAAAACAUUGGUUCAACAUGUUGAAAAUUUGUUGACAACAGGGCUCAGCAUCGUUAAAGCUGCGCCGGCCGAAUCUGGUGUUUUGCAUAAAAUAACAGAAAGAAUGACGUAUGGCUACAUCCAGAAAACUCAUUAUGGCGAAGUUAUGACAAUCAAAAGCAAACCUUCACCAAGCAAUGUGGCAUUCACCGCAGGCUACCUUCAGUUACACACUGAUUAUUUGGAAUAUCAGCCAGGGCUUCAACUUCUUCAUUGUAUCGAACAAUGCGAUGGGGAAGACUCUGGUGUUAAUCACUUUACUGAUGGUGUUAUGGCAGCAGAAAAAUUAAAUGAACGACAUUCUAACUACUUUGACCUCUUAUCUAAAGUUAAGUUUAAAUUUAACGAUGAAGGCUCAGAUCUGUAUGGCAAAUUUAAUGUUCAGACUGAAAGACCUGUGAUAGGAUUGGAUGCUUUUGGUGAAGUGCAAAGUAUCGCUCAUAAUAAUCAUGUACGCAGCUCAUUUGUCAAUGCUUCAUCAAACACUGUCUACGAAUCAUAUAAAGCACAUUACGAGUUUACGCGCAUUUUGUAUUCGGACAUAUUUGAAUACAAAAUGGAGCCAGGAGAUAUCAUGAUUUUCAAUAACAAACGUAUUCUGCACGGACGGACAUCGUUUGACCCCACUACAUGUUAUUUUAACUGGGAUGAAGUAGCGUCGAUAUAUCGGGUAGCAAAAGCAAGAAUAGAUGAAAACGAGUGAUUUAUAUUGCAAUUGUUUUUUGAAUAUAUCCUAAAAUUAUCCUGAAAUGUUGCUUCUUUUUUUUCAGCCCCUAAAAGAGCACCUGUGUCAAAAAUUAGACAACCUGCCGCAAUUACUGAUGUGCUAAGAAGGCGAGAGCGUUCCAAAAACCAAACCUACACCGAUUUUAUAUUUCCAUGGUUUGUGAAAUUUUUAAUGUUUU
Messenger RNA from Hydractinia symbiolongicarpus, 1595 nucleotides. Its product is annotated as gamma-butyrobetaine dioxygenase-like. Gene Ontology annotation, molecular function: oxidoreductase activity. Bases 152 to 1393 code for a protein of 413 amino acids. Gene Ontology annotation, biological process: carnitine biosynthetic process. Gene Ontology annotation, cellular component: mitochondrion. The record is from RefSeq and is a predicted model, not a curated record. Lineage: Eukaryota; Metazoa; Cnidaria; Hydrozoa; Anthoathecata; Hydractiniidae. The transcript is spliced from 4 exons.